AGCUCGCUCGCUCCCUCCUCCCGCGGCGGCAGUAGGAGAAGGCGGCGGCGGCGGCGGCUGGGGAUCAGACAUGGCGGCGGAUCUGAACCUGGAGUGGAUCUGCUCCCUGCCCCGGUCCUGGACUUACGGGAUCACCAGGGGCGGCCGAGUCUUCUUCAUCAACGAGGAGGCGAAGAGCACCACCUGGCUGCACCCCGUCACCGGCGAGGCAGUGGUCACCGGGCACCGGCGGCAGAGCACAGAUUUGCCCACUGGCUGGGAAGAAGCAUAUACUUUUGAAGGUGCAAGAUACUAUAUAAACCAUAAUGAAAGGAAAGUGACCUGUAAACAUCCAGUCACAGGACAGCCAUCACAGGACAACUGUAUUUUUGUAGUGAAUGAACAGACUGUUUCAACUAUGACUUCUGAAGAAAAGAAGGAACGACCUAUAAGUAUGAUAAAUGAAGCUUCUAACUAUAACAUGACUUCAGAUUACGCAGUGCAUCCAGUGAGCCCUGUAGGCAGAACUUCACGGGCUUCAAAGAAAGUUCAUAAUUUUGGAAAGAGAUCAAAUUCAAUUAAAAGGAACCCUAAUGCACCUGUGGUCAGACGAGGCUGGCUUUAUAAACAGGACAGUACAGGCAUGAAGCUAUGGAAGAAACGCUGGUUCGUGCUUUCUGACCUUUGUCUGUUUUAUUAUAGAGAUGAAAAAGAAGAAGGUAUCUUGGGAAGCAUACUGUUGCCUAGUUUUCAAAUUGCUAUGCUUACCUCUGAGGAUCACAUUAAUCGCAAAUAUGCUUUUAAGGCAGCCCAUCCAAAUAUGCGGACCUAUUAUUUCUGCACUGAUACAGGAAAGGAGAUGGAGUUGUGGAUGAAAGCCAUGUUAGAUGCUGCCCUGGUACAGACAGAACCUGUGAAAAGAAUUACCUUUAAUUUCCGAGUGGACAAGAUUACAUCUGAAAAUGCACCAGCUAAAGAAAUCAAUAACUUUCCCAACCAUAGAGUGCUAAUUAAACCAGAGGCCCAAAAUAACCAGAAAAACAAGGAAAUAAGCAAAAAUGAAGAAAAAAAGGCAUUAGAAGCUGAAAAAUACGGGUUUCAGAAGGAUGGUCAAGAUAGACCUUUAACAAAAAUUAAUAGUGUAAAGUUGAAUUCUCUGCCAUCUGAAUAUGAGAGUGCAUCAACAUGCCAGGCUCAAGCUGGACACUACAGGCCAGUCAAUGUGAAUAGUUCAGAGAACAAAACAGUCAAUGUUAGCCUGGCAGACCUUAGAGGUGGAACUCACCCAAGCACAGGGCCCCCACAAACAGAGGCUGAUCGAGUCAUACAGAGAACCAAUUCAAUGCAACAGUUGGAACAGUGGAUUAAAAUCCAGAAGGGAAGGGGUCAUGAAGAAGAAACCAGGGGAGUAAUUUCUUACCAAACAUUACCAAGAAAUAUGCCAAGCCACAGGGCACAGGUUGUGGCCCUCUAUCCCGAAGGUUAUAGAACACUCCCGAGAAACAGCAAGACCAGGCCUGAGAGUAUCUGCAGUGUAACCCCUUCCACUCAUGAUAAAACAGUAGGACCUGGAGCAGAAGAGAAACGGAGAUCAAUAAGAGACGACACGAUGUGGCAGCUCUAUGAAUGGCAGCAGCGUCGGUUUUAUAAUAAGCAGAGCACCCUCCCUCGUCAUGGUACAUUGACCAGCCCGAAAACCAUGGUUAAUAUUUCGGACCAGACAAUGCACUCUAUUCCCACAUCACCCUCCCAUGGGUCAAUAGCUGCUUAUCAGGGAUACUCUCCUCAGCGAACCUACAGAUCAGAAGUGUCUUCCCCAAUUCAGAGAGGAGAUGUGACGAUAGACCGCAGGCACAGGACUCAUCACCCAAAGCAUGUUUAUGUGCCUGACAGGAGGUCAAUGCCAGCUGGCCUAACUUUACAGUCUGUUAAUCCCCAGAACCUCCAAGGCAAAACGCCAGAGGAGCUUACGCUGCUGCUCAUAAAGCUGAGACGGCAGCAAGCUGAACUGAGUAGUAUCCGGGAGCAUACGUUAGCACAGCUCAUGCAGCUAAAGCUUGAGGCCCACAGCCCAAAGAAUGAAAUUCUUUCACAUCAUCUUCAAAGGAACACCAUAUAUUUGGAUCAUCAGAUGAAAGAAAAUGAACCUAUUAUCAACAUGGUUCACACAAUGAUUGAGAACUCGGCGCUAAGACCCCAACUGUACCAGCAAUUCUUAAGACAGAAGAACAAGAUAAGUCUAUAUUGUCUGUCACAAGAUGAAUGCAGAGGCACACUAUACAAAUACAGACCUGAAGAAGUAGAUAUUGAUGCCAAGUUAAGCCGUCUCUGUGAGCAAGAUAAAGUGGUGCAUGCUCUGGAAGAGAAGCUCCAGCAACUCCACAAGGAGAAAUACACGCUUGAACAAGCUUUGCUAUCGGCCAGCCAAGAAAUAGAAAUGAAUGCAGAGAACCCAGCAGCCAUUCAGAAUGUGGUGUUGCAGAGGGACGACUUGCAAAACGGACUGCUUAGUACAUGUCGGGAACUGUCUCGAGCCACUGCUAUGAAGAAACUGAGGUUCGUGGAGGUUAAAUGACUCGCCAAGGUGACAUAACUAAUAAGGAAGAGUCAACACCUAAAUCUAGGGUUUCUGUACUUUGUACUCCACUUCACCAUGUGGUCACGUGUACCUUCUGGAAGUUGGGAUCAAAUCUGUAUUCUGUUACUCAAAAAUCUGGAAUGUCAGACAUCAGAACAACUCAUCCUGAAUCAUGCUCGUAGAUGGCUUAUGCAUUUAUCCACUGUAAAAUAAUACCAAUAUAUGAAAUACAGUAAUAAUGAUGAAUAUUUCUGGAGCAGUUAUCGGGUACAGGGUUCCAUCAUAAAUGCUUUACAUGCACUUAAUCCACAUAAUAGCCUCUUGACAUAUUAUUGCUAUGUUAAAAAAAUGGAAAACUGAGACACAGCGAGUGCCCAGAGUUAUAUAGUGAAUAUGUAGUAUGGAUAGAUUCCAUUAAACAUACUUGUGUUCUAAACUGGAUUCUGAGUAGGAGGGCCUUGAGGAAAUCGAGAGUUUAGACUACAAUGGAUAAACUAGGUUUGGGAUUGUAAACUUAAAGGGGCAGGAAAGCAGGACAAAUGAACUAUACUGGGGAGAAGCUUACACUAAAUGUCUUCAUAUACUCAUUCUCAAUUUAAUAAAGAGCUACUGAGAAUCGUGGUUACACCAAAGUGUAAUUUUCUUACAGUAGGUCUGUUGACAUCCAUGGAUUGUCACAGAAUAUGCUUUGAAAGAUUUUAAGAUGGUUUUUAAAUGCCCUGGUUAUUUCAUGAUUACAAAAUAACAUCCCCCAAAAAAAGGACAGCCAAAUGUGAUAUACCUCCUGAUGCACUGCAGUAGAAAGUACCCAGUGACACUUAAGAAGUAUUUUUACAAAAAAAAAAAAAAUUUUCAAAUCUGAAUCUCAAAAAGCCUUCAUAUCUAACUAUGAGUUUAUAGGAAAUAUAAGCAACAGAAGAGUAUGCUAAGCAAUACCAUAGGGAUUCAAUUAGCAAAAUCUAGAAUAGGAGAAAUUGUACAGAACAAGUGACCCAUUCUCUUCAACAAAUAAGUAGCAAGGGAAUAGGGAGAUGGUAUUAUAAUUAAACAUUUUUAAAGGAUUACUUAUUUUAAAAAAUAAUAAUUUUCUUAUUUUUUCAUGUUUGCUUCUUUUCUUUAGAAAUGCAUAGUGAAGUAUUUAUAGAUAAAAUGAUAAUGAUGUUUGGUGUUUGCUUUAAAAUAAUCCCACAGGGAUAGAAUGUGGGUGCUAUAGAUGAAACCAGAUUGGCCAUAUAUUAUGGUAAUUGCUGAAUUCAGGUAGCUGGCACUACUUUUGUGUAUGUUUGGAAAUUUCCAUUGUGGAUAUCUGAGAAACAUUAAAAUAAAAUUCACGAAAAUGCUGACAAAUAUGUAGCACAACAAUAAGUAUUUUUUCUUUAUCAUUACCUGCACUCUAGCUUUUCUGUUUAUAUAAUUACAAAAAUUGAUUAUAUUUAAAUUUUGUAGAGGAAAUAGUAAUCACUUUCUUUGAGAUGGAAUAUAGUUUUAUUUUCGAGAUAAGAUUAGAGGAGAAACUAAAGAUAUGAAUUAAAGAUUAUAAAUAGCCAAUACCUAGAAAGAAAGAUAGGUGAUGAUAGAUAGAUAGAUAGAUAGAUAGAUAGAUAGAUAGCCAAAAAAGUAGAAUUACUAUCAUUGUUAUCAUAAACUAGAAAUUUAAAACAUUGGUAUCUCUAUAACCAUGGCCGAUUUAAUGAUACUCAAUUUAUUGCAGUUU
Messenger RNA from Hipposideros armiger (great roundleaf bat), 4271 nucleotides. RefSeq names its product pleckstrin homology domain containing A5 (gene PLEKHA5). Gene Ontology annotation, cellular component: cytosol. The transcript has 21 exons. The coding region runs from base 71 to 2554 and encodes 827 amino acids. Lineage: Eukaryota; Metazoa; Chordata; Mammalia; Chiroptera; Hipposideridae. Gene Ontology annotation, molecular function: phosphatidylinositol-3,5-bisphosphate binding; phosphatidylinositol-5-phosphate binding; phosphatidylinositol-4-phosphate binding. The record is from RefSeq and is a predicted model, not a curated record.